GGUUUAUUUUAACGGCAGCAACUACUAGUUCCGAAAAUCUUAUUUUUCAAAACCAACAUGAAAAACAUUUUUGAACUCAUUAUGCCUGUCCUUGGGCUGAGCAUCUGUAUCCUAGCCGUACAAAUUCCGGCUGUUAGCUGGACGACUCACAUCCCAUUCUACUAUUUCGUUCCUCACUCCCCGCAUCCGACGAAUAAUAUUGCUGUAAGCCCUUCGUUCGCUUCAGAAUCGUCAGCUAGUCCCAUUAUUGAAAAAUUUGAAAUGACGGAACUACACAGAGAACUCUCACAAAUAAGAAUGGCAAUUGCGCAACUAAUAACCAAAUCAGAUUUGCAUCAUGCAAUUCAAAAUGCUGCGGAGAAAAUUCUUUCCAAUCUUCAUAUGAUAACCACGAAAUUUGCGACCAAAUUAGACUUGGAUAACAUAAACACGACUGUGGGAGGAAUUGAUUCCAAUCUUUUGAGAUUGACCCAAGCGUUCGGUCGGUGACAAACAAUUUUUUAAAAAUAGGAUUCAUUGUA
This is a messenger RNA of Daphnia pulicaria, 521 nucleotides long. RefSeq lists its product as uncharacterized. The record is from RefSeq and is a predicted model, not a curated record. The transcript has 3 exons. Lineage: Eukaryota; Metazoa; Arthropoda; Branchiopoda; Diplostraca; Daphniidae. The coding region runs from base 58 to 489 and encodes 143 amino acids.